Molecule: messenger RNA, 6282 nt
Organism: Ylistrum balloti
Lineage: Eukaryota; Metazoa; Mollusca; Bivalvia; Pectinida; Pectinidae
Exons: 12
Coding region: 14-1798 (594 amino acids)
Source: RefSeq, a predicted model, not a curated record
UUACGGAGCCGAAAUGGAUGGCCAUUCUGCAGACCAUAGUCCAUCAGGAAGUCUCCUUCCGGGUGAAUCUUGGCUACAAUGCUGGGAAAACGAGAUUAAUUCUAUCUCUGGUUUAAAUCUUCAAGGCAGUAGCACCGAGCUUGGAGAACUAAACAGUCUGGUCGAGGACAAAGAGAUAGCAGCCAAGGCAGUGGCUUUUGUUGUCAACAGUACACGUAAAGGGAUAGUGCCUCUGUGUGCUGAUGUUGCUAACCUACUGCGAACCAAGAGGAGUUUGGAGAAAAAAGUGUUUAAAUUGAAGAAAGAAAAUGAUGUGUUGAGAUCAGCUGCAUCAUUGAGUGUCAGAACAAGCCAUUCCACGAGCCCAACCCCUGCCUCCCUUAGCUCAGAAAAAGGGAGCUUUACAGAGCACAGCUUUCAACUUCAGGAGCGAUGCCGACCUUGUUCCCGGUGCAGUCAGAGCUCCAGUACUAUAAGUAACUCGCCACAGUUUCAUGAAAAAAACAACCGACAAAGACUUACCAGUCUGCAAAGUUCUCCAGCCAGUCUCCAGGAUACCCUAGACUCCAAGGCUCGGCGACACAGCUCACCAAAGUUCAGAAGGUCAAGGUCAUGUAACCGAACACAAGAGGGGAUAACUACAAAGGCUCUGGUGCAUCAUCCCAACAAAAUGGUCCCCUCACCAAAGUUGACUGACUGUCUUGACAGUAAAUCUUCAGUGAAGAAGGCAAGAAAGAACUCCCUGCCUGAGAUAGUAUCAGAACCAAGUGGCGAUGUCAAGAGAGUGAGUCCUGCUGUCUGUAACACUGAUCCCUGUGAGGACAUUUGCACCAAAACCUCAUUAGCCAAGGUUACCCUCGACCCACAGAUGACCACAGACACUCCGAAGAACUCUGAUCCAGUGAUGUCUCCAGACUCUGUGGAGGCCAUUGACUCUACAGUGACUACGAACUUAGUGUCAUGCCAGGAAACUCCAGAAUUAAAAGGUCUCUCAAAGAAUACAUUGGACCAUGAUGAUCUAGAGGACCAGUUUAUGGAAACUGUCCGGAUCAAUUCGAAGCUUGCAGAUGACCUUGGUGCUGCUCACAAGGAGAUUGCAGAUUUAAAAUGCCGACUGCAGGAAUUAGAGAAGAAACAUUUAUCAUCUGAUUGUGCUGGAGAGUUUUAUAUUGAAAAUGAAUGUGAUAGCUCUGGUCUGCGUUACCUUGAGGAUCGUAUGUCUUGGGUAAACAACAACAACAGCCACAACAGUAAAAAAUCUAAACACUACAGUUUACCAAAGUUUGGAGUGAAGAAAGUCCAGCCCAUUUCUCCAUUGUUCUGCGAGCCUCUCCAUGGUUGUAAAUGUGCUGCCUGCAGUGAAGCAUUUGGCAGUGAUGAUGAAUUCACACAAAAUCCAGCUGAAGGAUUUCCAGAAAACCACAGAAAGUUCUCUGUCAGUCACAGAUUACAAGUCCAGAUGAAUGACCAUGUGAUUGCUAAGGGGGAUCGCACAGGAUUUAUACGAUACCUUGGUCACUUGGACGGAAUUGGACACCCUAACAUGUUGUUUGUUGGACUAGAACUGGACUCGCCAGGCGGUCAACAUGAUGGCUACAUCAGUGGAAAGCGAUACUUCUACUGUAAGAAAAACCAUGGAGUAUUUGUCCCUCUUCAAGAGAUUCUUUGUAAAGUAAAUAAGAAGAUUUCAAGGAAGGUAUCCUUAUAUGAUGGUUCAGACACAAAUAGUAAAAGAAACAAAAGCAAUCCGGAAUUUCCCAAAUAUGAUGAUACAGACAGAGAUAAUGUGUUUUCCUGAUGAAGGUUAUGGCUGCCCCGGUGCCUGAUGUGAGUGUAUUGCUGAUGAAGGUUAUGGUAGCCCCGGUGACUGAUAUGAACGACUGAGAUCUUGUCUCAUGCGAAUAUAUUAACAGUUUCAAAUAAUCAUUUAUUGAGUGCAAGAGAAACAAUGCAAUUUCUAAAAACUGGACUCCUCUGCUAAUUUCUUUCAGGUCUGAUAACUGCUUUGUGUAUUUGAUUAUGGUAGUGAUGUUAUGCCCGUUUUCUUUUUCAAGAACAGUAGUUUAUAGGAGAAAAAACUGUAAAUAAAAAAAAAAACCACAAGAAAUGAAAACAAUAUCUUGUCGCAAACCCAAAGUCAAUGUCACAAGGGAAAAUACAUCAACAAAAUAAGGGUUUGUAAUGAAAAUCCUGAAAAAGUAUUAGGAGAACUAGACCAGUUGUUCACUUCACCGCAAAAACUAAAUGCUUAUGGUAUAAAGUGCUUAACCAGUGAUACUAUUUAUAUACUUUUCAAAUCAGUAAUACUUGCUCGGAUUUUUGUGAUAAUAGAAACCAGAUCAGCUUUGGAAGGAAAUAACAUAGGGGUCCAGAAUUUUUCCUGAAAGGAUGAAAGAUAAUUAAAAACUUUAUAGGUUUUUGUCAUUGCAGUAAUCGUUGACUACUCGGCUUAGUGUUUAAUCAAGUGGUUACAAAGGUAGUAUGAUAUAAACAAUUGCCUGCUCCAACAGUCACUAUUUUUCUUAGUUUUAGUCUGUUGGAAGCAUGUUCCUGUAUUAUCAAUUUCAAAUUAGAAACAUUAUUUCUCAUGUUCAAAGAGAUCAUUUCUUAUGCUUCAAGACGUGAGUGGAUAAUUAGGAGCAUUGUUAGACUGCGAUAAAGGGUUAUUUUGUAGGUCAUUUUCAAUCUGAUAACAUUUCAAUGAUAUUACUUCAUAUUGAAAUGUAGAGAAAACUUUUAGUAACUACAUCAAAUGACAAAUUGUUUUAGAAUUUGAGCACUUAAGUGAUAUUGAACUAGCAUAUUAUGAGGAUAAUCAGUUUGAUUUCCAGAUUGGAUAUGUCACAGUAUAUUGGGUCACCUGCCCUGCUACAGUGUACCUGUUUUAUCUGGUUUACUUCCAUGCAUGCAGACCUGUAAUAUAAUCAGUUGAUCCUUUUUUCCAAACAAACAUAAAUUUGCUCUAUCUUACAUAUAAUUGAAAUUGAAAUCUUAUUGUUAAAACAAAACACUUCAACUUCAAAAAUGAAAUUGCAAUGACAAAAUCCUGUAUGUUACAACUAUAUUAGUAGAAUUUCAUCUUUACCACAGCUCAUUCCAUCCAUAUAUAUGACAUAAAGCUACAUGUAUAUAUACAUUGUAAUAAAUUAAUGCACAUGCAUUUCAUGUCACCAUCCUAUCAUUAGAAUUUUCAUAUUUUACAUUCGCGAAAUUUUUUCUUUUGAUAAAUGGACGAUUUUUAAAAUAUCAUGAUUUCAAAUUUAAGAAGUAAAUGCUUGACUUGUAGUGUUAUAUGUUCACACAUUCCUGGAAACAUCAUUUUGUUGUUCACAAACUUUUCAACCAAAUGAUUUUUGAUUCUUUGGAACAAUUGAUUCCUUUUUAUGCAAAAUUUAAAUUUAACGCACUCAUAUAUUAUUUUGACUUGUCAAGAAGUAACAAGGUCACAUUGAAGCACCAUGCAGUGAUGUCGAUUUCCGUAUUGAGCCAUCAUGAAGUGAUGUCAAUUACGGAUUGAAACAUCAUGAAAUCAUGUCAAUUUCUGUAUUGAGCCAUUAAGAAGUGAUGUCAGUUUCUGGACUGAGUUAUCAUGUAGUGAUGUCAAUUUCCGGAUUGAGCAAUCAUGAAGUGAUGUCAAUUACGGAUUGAAACAUCAUGAAAUCAUGUCAAUUUCUGUAUUGAGCCAUUAAGAAGUGAUGUCAGUUUCUGGACUGAGUUAUCAUGUAGUGAUGUCAGUUUCCGGAUAAUGAUUUUUUAUAAAUCGUCCAUUCAAAAAUUGUAUCGUUAGGUAUUGCGCAUAUAAUUAUAUAUUGUGAUAUUUUGAAAUAUCACAACUAAUUGAAAGUAGCAUAGUGGAAGAUCUAAUGGUAGGUUUUGUUUUGUUUUUUUGUAAUUGUUUAUAUAAGUUCUAAUUUGACAUAUGACUUGGUAUCAUAGUCAAUGUGAUCCAUUUCUACAUCAAUGUUUUGUAAAUGACUUUUAAACAGUAUAAAGAUUACUUAAAAAAUGGAAACAGAGUCAUUUAAAUAUGUCAGCCGUAAGGAGAACACUUUAGACUGGUCCAGAAUGAAUCCAAUAUAUAUUUGAAUUGUUACUCGUAAUGAAGCAUAUAUUUAUCAUAUAUAUGUUCUAUAUGCACAAUUCAGAAGUCAGGAGGUAGCCGUAUAUCACACUUUAAGAUGAAUUCUUUUGAUUUUUUUUUAUGAGUGGAAAUUAACACUUUAAAACUUUUUUUCAAAUGCUUUAUCUAUUGGCAACAGCGCUUUUCCAGUUUCUCUUAACGGGUAAAAAGAAUAAUAGAAAACUUAAUAAUUAAACGGAGAUUGGUGAUCAACUAAUGGCAGUGAUUUAGUUUGUCAACAAUGAAAAUAUGAAAGUAAUAAUUGUGUUAAAAGUAUGCUUUAGUAAGAAAAAAAGUUUUUGAGUUUGAAAACAAAGUUUAGUCUUAACUUUGUUCUCUUACAUACGAAAAAAACAUUAUAUCGGCGAAAGGAGUUUUUGCUCGCAAGUGAAAAUUUUAAUCUUUUGAAAUGGAAUUGUACCGACUAGUCUAUAUUUGCCCAAUAGUAGUUGUGCUUUGCUAUUCCAUUUGACCAUGUAGCUCAUUAUGUUUUUCUUUAUUGUUUUUCCUAUGUAAUGUACGGUAAUAAUGUGUUUUAUGUGUUUUCACCUGUUUGUUUUAAUAGGCUAUAUGCAAUACAAAAGACGACCUUCUAUAUUACGAGCCAGACUCUGCUUAGACACUCGUUAACAAGAUCAACGCUAUGACAUAUAUCAUUUAGACAAUAAUGAACCUGACUAGUGAUACAUAAAAAAAUUAGGUUGCACUGAAAUCAUUAAGGAACAGAAAAAAUGUUACAUUAAAAUCACAAGUUGAUCUACAUCUUUAGUGACGACGUCCUCAUUACGUGACGUCAGAAUCGUUUAGUGAUUGUACAUCUUUAUCUACAUACCUUGGUAAAGACCUUUUCAGUACGUGACAUUAGAAUCACUUGAUUAACAUGCAUAUCCUACAUACCUUGGUAACGACCUUCUAAGCUCAUGACAUCUGCAUACCUUGGUAAAGACCUUUUCAGUACGUGAUAUCUGCAUACCUUGGUAAAGACCUUUUCUGUACGUGAUAUCUGCAUACCUUGGUAAAGACCUUUUCUGUACGUGACAUCUGCAUACCUUGGUAAAGACCUUUUCUGUACGUGACAUCUGCAUACCUUGGUAAAGACCUUUUCAGUACGUGACAUUCGAAUCACUUGACUAUCAUGCAUAUUCUACAUACCUUGUUAACGACCGUCUAAGUAUUGUUUGGCAACGUUUACUGGAGGGAGAAUAACACUAUAUGUAGGUACACAAGAAGAUGGUGAUGUAUUAUAUAUUGCACAUCUGACUCUUCUCAACGUUACAAGUUUUAAGUACUAUUAGCAACUCUGAUGUUGCUGGUGGCCGGCAGGUUAUUUUUCUUACCAACUAAAAGAGAAUUUGCAAUAUCCAGAUUGCAUGAAGUCUUGUUCAAGUAUUACCUUUAAUGAUGGUGGUUUUAAGUUACCGUUAUCUUUAUUCGUUUAUGUAGCAUACUGGUGUCAGGUGCUUGAUUUAAUAGGCCGUAUGACUAUUGUAAAUCGUGAUGUUUCCGGAAAUGUACACUUCCUGUUUCGGAAAUCAAUCCUGUUGGCCUAUUGUAUCAUGGUAUUAUUGUACAAUGUGAUGAUACUAGUACAUCUAUAAAUGUUUGUUAACUUUCCUUGUCCAUUGUGUCCCUAUGUCUUUGCCCUCAGGGAACAUCAUACAGAUCGGAGGGGAAAAUAUCGUUGUGUCAAAAAGUACGGUAUGUUAAAAAGUUGAACAUAUGGUAACAGUGAUUACUUGGUGCUGUGAAUGAUUUGAAGCAUCUAUGACAAACCAUUGAUGUGUACGUAGGGACUAGUCAGAUGUACAACAUACAAACGAAGACCAUGUUGGUCUGAAUCAAACCAUGUCACCACAUAAGAAUUAUGUAAAUAUACAUACAUAAACCAAAACACAAACAGAAAACUUUUUAACCCAUUUAUAUUUCGCGAAUUUAUAUUUUCUUGUAUUUUUCUUGUAUUCGUAUUUGUUUUGUAUCGAUUAAAGUACAAACUUAAGUUCGGAAACGUCAUGGGGAUUCUUGCGGAUUUCAUUUACGACAUAUUAUCCACGCAUUUGCGUUGAGAAAAUGUACCUCGCGAAAUAUAUUUGAUUUACAGUAUAUAAGGUCGAAAGCCUAGGCUUGCUGUAAUUUAAGUUGUAUCAUUAAAAACAUUACACCAG